Messenger RNA from Botrytis byssoidea, 1368 nucleotides. RefSeq lists its product as uncharacterized. The transcript has 5 exons. The coding region runs from base 1 to 1368 and encodes 455 amino acids. Lineage: Eukaryota; Fungi; Ascomycota; Leotiomycetes; Helotiales; Sclerotiniaceae. The record is from RefSeq and is a predicted model, not a curated record.
AUGAGUCGACGACCUAUAAGAGAUGCUGUCAGUGGAAUCAUUGGGUUCGGCACUGACGCAUAUGCCUCCUUCAAAGAAAAGAAAGUCAGUUCAGGGGAGGGUGAAGAAAAGAAUGUCCAAAGAGCAAGAACUUCAGAGUCUUCAGAGUCCUCCACAGUUGAACAUAAUAGCUUUACAACUGCCUUCGACGCACAUGGAUAUGAAGGUUAUGAUGAAGAUGACGAAGGAGACUGGGUUCGAGACGAUACACAAGCCGAACUAUCUCCAUACGACCAGGAGAUAGUAGAUGAACCCGAGAGUGUUAAGCAAAUAUUUGGAGACUUUGGAAAACAACACCCUGGUAUAUCCUCGUCAGCUCGGCCAAACAUAAAGCAAGGACUACCUGUUCCAAUAAUUAUACCUGAGCGAAGACCCGGAUCUAAACAUCGAGGAUUCGUAAGAGCUUAUGCACCAGUUUUGAUAGAUUGUGGUAUAGAUCAGGAUACAUUCAUGGAUUUUCUAGUAGGAUUUGAAGCAUCUAUCAAGGCGUCUCCAUGCUUUCAUGUGAUAAACUUGGCCGUGGCUGCGAGUGUGAUGGCCGAAGGACUUGCUGUAGCACCAAGUAUCAUUGUCCACGCCGCAGCAUUCGCAGUACACACCAGCAUUGAGUUUGGCAGAAGGGCAUAUAUGUCUAAAGAACAGAACAAAUACCUUGUCGGAAUGAAUGAGAAAUUAUUCAAACCACAUGGACUCUAUGCUAUGCUUAUGACCUGGAAAUCAAACAACUCCACCAAUUCUCAACCACUUGUCUCUACUGUUGAUAUGAACACCAAGCUAGUCACAUCUGUAGCCUCACGUGAAGUUCAAGGCCGCAGUGGUUUCCAUUCCACCUCUGGUAAAACAAUUGGACAGUCUCAGAUGCCAGAAAGUGCAGAAUUAAUAUUCCCAUUAUUGGAGACAGCUACCGAUGAACAAAAAGUAAAUGCUAUGAAAAAAGCAGGAGUUUGGUUUGGGGAGUGGAAAGACAAGAGAAGCACGGCUAAAUUUGCGACUGAAAAUCCUUCAACGACAUUGGCGACAAAUGCUGGCGAGCAACAAGUGCCUUCAUCGCGUUGGGCAGAUCCCUCUCACCCUGUAAAUCAAGGUGGGGUCAUCGGAGUAUUGUCCGGCGGUCAUCUAGGGAGAACUGCGAGAAAAGAGAGAAGAAGAGAGAGAAAAGGCUUGCCCAAGGAUGAAAAUCCCAAACCUCAGAGAACUGGUAUUUUGAAAACGGCGAAAAGAAACCUUCACGAGGAUGUGCUGUAUCUCAUGAUCGUCAAUAUGCCUUCUGACGAGGAAAUGAAAAUUGUAACCAGCAUAGUGAAGGAAAAGAAAGCAGGAGCUUCAUAG